AUGCUACGCGAGACAUUGGAUACUGCUGAUGGAUUUGGGAUAUUUGAGCUUCAGGAGCGAACCUUUGUAUCACUGGCCAACAUUACGCUGUUUACGCUGCUCAGUUUGGUAAUCACUCCUUUCUAUUUUUGGAGAUCGCCUGGCCACAUGAUAUUUACGUAUCUUAUUCCACUGAUCCCGUUCAUUGUGUUGUAUGAUGGAUACGUGAGCGCGCUUAGGACUCGUACCCCCGAGGAGAUCCUAUCGUUGGUGAACGGCUGCUCUGCUUCUUCGGAUGAUUGGUCAUUUGUCCAUGGACACGAUCUGAUCACUUCUCCUACUGGCUACAUGACCUGGUUUGUCGGAGUGAGAAAGCAAAAGGUGGAUAUAUCAUAG
Molecule: messenger RNA, 375 nt
Organism: Penicillium soppii
Lineage: Eukaryota; Fungi; Ascomycota; Eurotiomycetes; Eurotiales; Aspergillaceae
Exons: 2
Coding region: 1-375 (124 amino acids)
Source: RefSeq, a predicted model, not a curated record